This is a messenger RNA of Diorhabda sublineata, 2231 nucleotides long. RefSeq names its product gastrula zinc finger protein XlCGF57.1-like. The record is from RefSeq and is a predicted model, not a curated record. Lineage: Eukaryota; Metazoa; Arthropoda; Insecta; Coleoptera; Chrysomelidae. The transcript has 3 exons. The coding region runs from base 260 to 2017 and encodes 585 amino acids.
GUUGAACAAGAGUGGGAUAAAAAUUUAUUCAGGUAUUAAAUAACUGAAGAAAAAUAUUAAAGAAGUAAAAAAUGUAAUAUUUGAUAUAUUUAAUAAGUAGAAACUAGUCCCUUUUUCUACAGAAAUGCCUACCAAAAUAUUUUUGGUUCUUCACAAUUUAUAGUAGAGUACUAUCGGAAAGUUAGAUACAGUUUUUCUUUUAAUAUGAGAGAUCCAAAAGUAUUAAUUCAUAACAUCUUAAAAAUAAUAAGAAAAAAUAAUGGAAAUGCAAAUUAAAGAAGAAUUAAUCGAUUACGAAGAAAAUAUUUUUUUGGGAAAUUUUGCCACCGUCAAAGUAGAAGAAUGUAGAGAAAAUUUGUUAUGUAUAAAAACCCUUUCGAAUAUAAAAUUCGAAUGUAACAAUGACUUAGAUUCAAUUUCAAAUGUAUUAAAUCAUAGUAUGGGAUUCCAAAACGGGAAAUAUUUUAGAAAUAAUUCAUCAACGAAACUAGACUCAAGCUUUCCUUUAAAAAAUGAAAUCUAUGAAGAGUCAAUAUUAAAUUUACCUGGCAGUAGCAAGGGGUAUCAACAACAAGACUAUAAAAUACCCUUAAACAGGAAAGGAAAAUAUACUUGCUCAAUUUGCAUUAAAAAUUUUACAUCAUCGAUAUUGAAGAGAAAACAUUUAGAUGUUCACUUUGGAAGAUGUUUUACUCUUUGUUCUGUAUGUGGUGCUAUGUUUGGAAAAACUUCCGAAUUUUUAAUUCACUACUUUAUUCAUCGUUUAAAACGACAAUUUACCAAUGGAUUAAAAUUGAAGAAGCCCCCAGUUACAAAAUUGUCCUAUGAUGUUCAAAAUUAUUUAAAGUUUUCAGAAAAUAGAUGCAAAAAAUUGACCAAGAAAUUGUUCAAAAAAGGAAAUUUCAAAUGUAAAAAUUGUUUCAGAGUAUUUUCAUACAGAUUACUUUUUCGAAAACACAAAUGUAUUUCUAAUAGAAAAAAUUCGAAUGAGUGCGACAUUUGUUUUAAAAACUGUCGUACCAAGUUCGGUUUGAGUAACCAUUUGAAAAUGCACAAAUUGGAUACGAUCAUUUGCAAUAUUUGCAGUAAACAGUUUCUUCGUAAUAAUUUUUAUAAACAUUAUCGUACACAUAUUGAACGUGAAUCUCAACUUGAUACCCAUAUGCAAUGUUACAAAACUUUUUUUAACCCCGUAACGAUUUGCUCAAUAGAACAACCAUCUAAAAAUUUUUCCUCAAAUAAUUAUCAAUGUAAUGUUUGUUUUAGAGAAUUUAUCAGUAAGACACAUUUAAGCACGCACAUGUAUGAUCACAUGGGCGUCAAGCCAUUUAUGUGUGAAUUUUGUUCAAAAGAAUUCGUUAGGAUUGAUUCAUUGAGGAACCAUCUUAAAAUGCAUACAAAUGAUAGAAAAUUCCAGUGCGAUAUUUGUCAAAGACGUUUUGUUAGGCGGAUAACUUUAGUCGAACAUUAUAGGAUACAUACUGGCGAAAAACCAUUUAAAUGUGAAGUAUGCUCUAAAACAUUCACACAAAAGUCUCAACUGAAAAGUCACGCCAAGACUCACGUACUAGAUAAACCGUUUACCUGCGAAAUAUGCUCAAAACAAUUUGUUAUACAAUUUCAACUUAAAAGGCAUUUGCUCAUACAUAACGUGAAAAAGCGAUUCGAAUGCGAGAUUUGUUUCAAACAAUUUAACGAAAAAAGAAAUCUGAAUGCGCACACGCUGCUCCAUACUGGAACCAAACCAUUUAAAUGUGAAGUAUGCUCCAAAGCGUUCACUUGGAAACAUAAUUUGAAUCGACACAUGAUGGUCCACGAAGAGGAUGCGUUCCAAUGUGAUAUUUGCCAAGAAAAAUUUUCUCGGUAUCACAUACUCCAAAAUCAUUACAGAUUACAUACAGGGGAAGUACCAUUCAAAUGUCAUAUUUGCUCUAAACAGUUUAAACAAAAAAUUAAUCUAACAACACAUAUGUUGAAUCAUCCUAAUGAAGAUUCCAUUACUAAAGUUGCUAUUUAACACUCCAGUACUCGCGUUUCCUAAUGUAGCAAAUGUAGUCGCCUGUCAUCUGUCAGAUGACUCUGUCUUUUUAUUGGAUAAUACAUACCGAAUACCAUUUAUGGUUUAAUAAAUUGGAAAUACUAAUGAAACAGACAUGCUAUUACGGAUAUUUAUAUUGUUUAAAACAAUUUUUAUAAUAAUGGAAUUACUUAAAUUAAAUAUUAAAACCAUG